UCGCAUGGGUUUACCACCUCGUUCCCCUCGGUGAGUCACCAGCUGUUCGAGCAAGCUCGGAGACUCUUCGGUAACAAACGAACCGCUCCGACCUAACGAGAUUAUUACUCUUUCUUCCGUUUACGUUCAAGUCGGUGUUUGCCUCUAUUCGUGUUAUGGUGUCGUGUGUCGAAACGUGCUCCGAUAUUGUUCGCGAUUCGUGUUUUUACGUGGAUUUAUUUUAAAUUUAAUAAUUAAUUAAUUGCGGUAGUGAAUAUUGUUUUAUGUGUCGCUAAUAUCGUUUUAAAAAUAAUAAUUCGCGAUGUUGGUUAUGGAAAAUGGAUACCAUCGGCGAGGACCUUCGUCUACAGCAUCUCCGUCCAUUCUAGACUCACCUACGCUGGCUCGAGUGGAAAGAGCUCGACUCAGACAUGAGCAAGAAGAACAAAAUGGAAAUAAUUCUCCUCUGCAGUACACCUUAUCAUCUUAUUGUCCGUCGUUGAUAUCGAUGGAUCCUGGACGUGAGAUACACGCUUUGAAGAAAGGACUUUUAUGGCAACAAAGGGAACGACUAUUUUCCAGAUGGAAGGAACGGUACUUUAUACUCACCAGGGACUAUUUGCACUGUUUCAAGAGAUCGUCGAGCAGCGAACGAAUUUCCAACAUGGGACAGUUUAUUUUUAAGGUCAAAUUAGUCGAAGUGGAAAAAGUCGAAUGGGUGAACAAGAAAAGCUACAGCACGGUUGCUCUGGUGCUUCAAGAUCGAGAUUACCGUAUACUCCUUAGAACAAACGAAGGCCUAGAGGACUGGUUCGAAUUAUUAGAAGAAUGUACCGUGACCAGCAAAGAGAGGAGAAAAGCUUUGCAUAAGUUUGGAAAUCACGAUACACUCUGGUCCAAUACGAUCGAAUCGUCCACCAAGUCUAAUUUUAAUAGUAAUAAUAUCGAUAAUUGGCUUUUGUCGAGAACUAACCCAGUUGCUCUCGAUCAAUCCAGUUUAUCUGACUCCGUUCCUGAUCUCCAGCAUCCCGAGCAACGUUAUAGAGACGCUGAACACUUAUGGAGGAAAAAGUCACCUAUUUCAUACCAACAAAGGUUAUCAUUGCUGACCGAUAUCGAUAUUAAUAACUGUGAUAGUUCGAUCGGAACGCCGUCAAUUCAGUCCACACUAAGAGGUAGUCCAUAUCAAUUCAAUAGCGAUAUUUUCUUUGUAUCAGGAACCGGUGAUAAAAGGUAUAGCAAUUCGGCAUGCUACAAUAGGUCAAUUUUCAACGCCGUAGGAUCGUUUAGAAAUUCAAAUAUGCUAUCGCCGACGCGAUUCGCUCAAGAUAGAUUCUCAAAUGCAGGCUCGCCUUUGUCGAUCAAAUACCGGGAUCGAUCUCAUAGCGACGCUUAUACCUGUAAAACGAGGAAUAAUACAUCGAAUGCGGCCAAUCGUUGCAGUUAUAUUUCUCAACAACCCGCAAACGUGUAGAAUUUUUAAUUAUGUCGAUGAUUAUUAUUUUGUAAUAUUAUUUAAGCGGUGUGUUUUUUCCUUUUUAUUUUAUUUUUCUUGUUUUAUACUGAAAACUUGUCGGAUCGUUGUAAUUCCCUCUUCUCCCUUUUCCUUCGCAAUGUGUAUUAAUGCGUUUUUAUUCGUAAAUUAGUAAUUUAGAUGAAACUUUCCUUUUCUUUUAUUUGUGUCGUCUGUUGUCGCGGUAUAAUUGUUAUUUUUUUUUCAUUUUUCACUUUUCAUUUUGAAAAUUAUUUAUUUUUGUAUUUUCGAUGAUUUUACGACAUGACGUGUGUAUGUCAUUUAUAUUCUUAGAGAUGUGAUUUGUUGUAAACGGAUGUUAAUUUUGUAGGGGUAAAUUCUUUGACGUGUGGAUAAAAAUUCGCCUAGGUUUUUAAGUUGUUGUAUUGUUUAAAUACCAAAUACUAUUGUGAUUUUCGUUUGUUUUUCUUUUCUUUUUUUUCCAAAUUCCCAAUUUUACUCGUACUAGUCAUUGGGAAAUCGCUUGUAUUUGUCUUGCAGACACAAUAAAGUUUUGUGCCCUUCUUCUCUUUA
Planococcus citri (citrus mealybug) is the source of this 2026-nucleotide messenger RNA. RefSeq lists its product as uncharacterized. The transcript is spliced from 8 exons. The record is from RefSeq and is a predicted model, not a curated record. Lineage: Eukaryota; Metazoa; Arthropoda; Insecta; Hemiptera; Pseudococcidae. Gene Ontology annotation, biological process: actin cytoskeleton organization. Gene Ontology annotation, cellular component: plasma membrane. Bases 302 to 1453 code for a protein of 383 amino acids.